This is a messenger RNA of Gracilinanus agilis (Agile Gracile Mouse Opossum), 1959 nucleotides long. It is a transcript of the gene CD44, whose product is annotated as CD44 molecule (Indian blood group). NCBI's taxonomy places the organism in Eukaryota, Metazoa, Chordata, Mammalia, Didelphimorphia, Didelphidae. Gene Ontology annotation, cellular component: macrophage migration inhibitory factor receptor complex; basolateral plasma membrane; plasma membrane. The record is from RefSeq and is a predicted model, not a curated record. Gene Ontology annotation, biological process: cell adhesion; positive regulation of ERK1 and ERK2 cascade; inflammatory response. Gene Ontology annotation, molecular function: hyaluronic acid binding; cytokine receptor activity. The transcript has 18 exons. The coding region runs from base 1 to 1959 and encodes 652 amino acids.
AUGGACAACUUGUGGAGUCGGGCAAUUUGGGGAUUACUCUUGAUGCAGCUGAGCCUGGCCCAGAUCGUGCGGAUGGAUUGUGCCUUGGAGCAGCAGGGGCUGCUAGCCGAGGCUGCUGUUAGCUUUACCUUCAAGGCUUUGGGAGAUGCAGAGCGGUCCCAAGCCUUGGGCAUCACCUCAUCCCCGGGGAGGGAGCAGUGGCGAAGAAGCUCGGUGCCUCUUGGGCAUGAGGAAGGGCACAGCUUUGGCUCAGCCACUGGGGAGCCCCGGGCCAUGGGCUGGGGCAGCCUUCACUUUGGUCUGGAGCCUGGGUAUGGAUUCAUAGAGGGCCAUGUUGUAAUCCCAAGAAAGACCCCCAGGUUUCUCUGUGCGGCCAAUAACACUGGGGUGUAUAUCCUUGCCUCGAAUACCUCUCUCUAUGACACCUACUGCUUCAAUGCCUCAGCCCCAUUGGACAAAGAAGACUGCUCAUCUGUCUCAGACAUACCGAGUGCAUUUGAAGGACAAGUCACCAUAGGCAUUGUAAAUCCUGACGGAACCCGCUAUACCAAGAAAGGAGAAUACAGGACGAAUCCAGAUGACAUCAACUCCAACUACAGUCCAGACGACGAUGUGAGCAGCGGAUCUGCUGGGGAGAGGAGCACCAUGGGCAGUUCCACCAUCAUCCAGACUUCGUACUAUGAUAUAAUGCCUACUUCCUUCUCCGACCACAGCAACGAGGACUUGGACCCCUCAGAUUCUCCUGCAGUCACCAAGACUCAUCCCAUUCCUGAAACAACAGCUCAGGAGCAGCAUAAUUGGAUGUGGUCGUGGUUUGUCCAUUCACCACCUAAGACUGAGUAUCUCACAACAGCCAAGCCAGCUUUGACCAGCUCUAGUGGUACCACCCAUGAGACAACAGCAGUGGAACAAGAAGAUUCUGACUGGUUUUUACAGUGGCUCUGGCCUUCAAAACGUGAGAGGCAGCUGCACACAACCCCAAGGACAGUUGGUAUGGAUUCAACUACCACUUCAGAAAGCCUGCAACCAACUGAGGAAAGAGAAGAUGAAACAGAAAAGUUCCCCAGUUAUUCUGGAUCAGGCAUUGAUGAUGAUGAAGAUUUUGUCAGAAAUGAUCACUCCAGUACCACUUCAGCUACAACACGUGCUACAAGUCAAGAAACGAUUGGGAAUCAAGACGGGCAACACUGGGAACAUGAUCACCAAAAUCCUGAAGAACAACCUCAAGCAACAACAGAAGUGACUGCUAUUGUGGAUAUGAAUGGAAGUGAUGAUAGGUCUUAUGGAGAAAAUUCAACCCAAGAACCACAGCAUCCUUUUAUAUUUGAUGGGAACCAUGAAGAUUAUGAUGGACAUCAUUUUUCAAGUACAACUUUGGACAUACCUAGCAGUACCACCUCAGAAACAACAAUGAAACAGCAAGGAUGGUUUGGGUGGCAUCCUCACCCACCAAAAGAAGAGGCAGAGACAACAGUAGAGACAACGGAUACAGCACCUCACCACUCAACCGCAGAUCCAAAGGAAGGGUGGAUUGAAGACUAUGGCACCACAGACCAUUCUCCAAUGGCCACUCCAGAACAGAAUCAUCACGAGAGCACCUCCAGACCACAUACAGGUUUGGAAGAUGGCCAUGAGCAUUCCACAGCUCCUUCUCCAACAUCUCUCACAGAUGGAGAAACAGAUGGAAACUUUCCUGAAGACUCAACCACUCCAGUAGAAGAUUCCAUUUCUAAUUUACCAGACACCAAUGAGAACAGAACCCACUCCUCAGAGGCCCACAUGCCUACUGGGUUGCCAGGAAUGACUAAAGCUACUGUUUCAGGAGGUUUUGCUCCUGAUAAAGCAGAUCCUGAUGACGCCUAUCCUCAUCGACCCCGGAGGCCUUCUGUUACAGAUGAUGCUGUGGUUGAUGUUGAUGAUGAUGUUCUUGAUGACAUUGAUGAUGAUGGAUGUUAUUGA